UUUUUUAGUUUUUUGAACAAAAAAAAAAUCAAAAUUUGAAUUAAAUUAAUGAAUCAAAAUCUUUCAAUCCAAAAAAAUGUUGGCUAUGUUUAUUCACGUGAACUUUUAUCGUUAUCAAAUCGAUUACCACCAGUUAAAGGAAGGGCUAUUCUAGUACAUCAAUUAAUUGCUGCCUAUAAUCUACUCGAUCAUUGUUAUCGUAUCGAAGUGGAUAAACCUUUACAGGAAAAUCAAUUACGAAAAUUUCAUUCAAUCGAAUUUUUGGAUUAUGUUCGAAAAAUUUCGGCCAACAAUUCGGAUGAAUUGAAUGAUGAUGAUGAUGAAAAUGAUUUCGGUAUAAAUUAUGAUUGUCCACCAUUCGCUGAUCUUUUCAAAACGAUUGGAUAUUUAGCCGCAUCAAGUAUAGCAGCUGCUAAUGCCAUCAUAACCAAACAAUUUUCAAUCGUUUUGAAUUGGUUUGGUGGUUGGCAUCAUGGACAUCGUGAUGAAGCUUCAGGAUUUUGUUACACAAAUGAUAUUGUAUUUGCUAUACUGACAUUUUUGGAAAAUGGAUUCGAUAAAAUAUUAUAUAUCGAUUUAGAUUUACAUCAUGGUAAUGGUGUUGAACAUGCAUUUGCUCAUACGGACAAAGUUUUUUGUUUAUCAUUUCAUAAAUAUGAAUUUGGUUUUUUUCCCGAUACUGGAAAUAUCGAUGAUAUUGGUUCAUUUCGUGGUAAAUAUCAUUCGAUAAAUAUGACACUUCGUAACGGUAUCAAUGAUGAUCAAUAUAUUGAGAUAUUUGAUAAGAUAAUCAACAAAUUGAUACCUAAAUAUAAACCUCAAGUUAUUAUCUGUCAAUGUGGUGCUGAUGGUCUAAGCGGUGAUCGAAUGAAAUCAUUCAAUCUUACAUCACGAUCAUAUUUACAUUGUAUCGAAAAAUUAUUAUCAAUCAAUUUACCAUUAAUAAUAUUAGGUGGUGGUGGAUAUAACUAUACAAAUACGGCAAAAUUAUGGACAUUAAUAACGGCCAAAGUUUUGAAUCAACAAUUAGAUUCAAAUAUACCGGAUCAUAAUUUUUUUCUUUAUUAUGGUCCUGAUUAUGACCUUUCAAUAACCGAAUCAAUGCUGCCAAAUGAAAAUGAUCCAAAAGAAUAUGAAGAAAAAUUGAAAAUUAUCUUCAAAAAUAUUGAAAAAAUUCCAGCAUUCGUUCCAUUAAGACCGACACCUGAUCCAAACAACAAUGGAUCAUGGAUCGAUAAAUUCAAAAAUAUAAUCAACGUUUUGGAAAAAAAUCGUGGUGAAGAUGCCAUGUCUAUGGUAUUGUCAAUUUUAUCGGCAUUCGGUGUUACUAUUGUUGCCAUUUAUACAGCAUUCGGAAUGUUUUCCUGGCCUGUUAGUCUGAUAAAAGGAACAAAAAGUGCACGAACACAAUUACAAGAUAUUGAAGAUCGUCAUCUAAAUAAUUCAUUCAAUAUAAAUAGUUUACGAGAAAAAUUACGAACCACCGGGCAAUUAACCGAUCGAGAAAUGAAUCGAUUACGCAUUUUAGAAGAACAAGAACGAAUGACUAAUCUUGAAGAAUCAUUUGUAAAUGAAUAUCGUGAAAGUUAUUUUUAUCGUUUAGAUAAAGCUUUUCAUUCGUUGGGUAUGCAUAUGGGUUAUGCAUUGGUCAAUUCAACUUAUCCAAAUCCAAUCAAUUUCAUUCUGUCUGAAUUGCAAACUGUUUAUCCAUUGGAUUAUAUCUUGAUUUUAAGUCUAAGUUUUUCAUUAGUUAUGUACACUAUAUCAGGUUUUAAACAUAUUGGAAUUAGAUUUUUAUGUAUCAAGUUAUACAAAAUUAAACCUGGCAAAACAGCACCACAAGGUAUUUUGUUAUUGUUCGCAUCGAUUAUGUUGGCAAUACUUGGCAUCAAUGUUCUUUUCUAUUCAGCGUUUCCACAAUACGCUACAUAUGGUCGACAAUUCUAUCAAGAACAAACAAGCAAUAAUACCUACACCGCUAAAAUAUGCAAUCUUGAUUCACCAAAAGAUUCAUGUACGAUGACAAGAAUGAGUGCAUUGUUAUUAAGAUUCUUUUAUAAAGCUUGGUUUUUCGGUGCUUAUUAUUAUUGGAUGAUGUGGACAUUUUUAAUCGUUUCACUUUGUUCAUUCGUUUAUGUUUCAUUACGGCCAAAACAAACAGUUACGCAAGGAUUAUUAGAAUCGGAAUUUGAAAAUGAAAAUUAUUAAUUAAAUUUUUGUUAUCAAAAUUAACUAUAAAAAAAAUUUGCUAUAAUUAUGAGACAAUUUUGAAAUAAUAAUGAUGAUUAUCACUUUUGGACACCAAGAUGCCGGCUUCAUUGUCAU
Dermatophagoides pteronyssinus (European house dust mite) is the source of this 2325-nucleotide messenger RNA. RefSeq names its product putative lysosomal cobalamin transporter. Lineage: Eukaryota; Metazoa; Arthropoda; Arachnida; Sarcoptiformes; Pyroglyphidae. Gene Ontology annotation, biological process: protein localization to vacuole. Gene Ontology annotation, molecular function: histone deacetylase activity. Gene Ontology annotation, cellular component: vacuolar membrane. The record is from RefSeq and is a predicted model, not a curated record.